AUGUACAAAGAAGAAGAGGCUACUUCCAAUGAAAAAUCAAAGGAUAGAAUUAAUGAAAAUACCGAUAUCCUUGGUUUUUUAAUACCUUUCAUUGUAGAUUAUGAAGAUAUCAACGAUUUAGAAAACCAUUUAAAAGAUUUGGACCAAAAUUGCAUUAAAUCAAGCGAGAUUAUAGAUACAUUGCUGUCAAAGUCACAGGAAUUUGAAGAUCAGCUUCCAUUUUUAAAGGUAACGUUGAAAUUACUAAAACUUUGCUGCUCAGAGACUUUCAAGGGAGGAUAUCCAUGCAUAUUGAUCGAAUAUAUCGAAUACAACCUACAAAACUUCGAAUCUGCUGAAAAUCUUCUCUUAAUAUUGAAAAUUUUGAAAAAAUUACUCAAAUUAUCAAGCCAAGUUUCGAAAAUAUUUACUAACCUCACCAUUUUCCAUCAAAUAAUGGCUCUCGGUGAAGAAAUGAUUGAAAAAGAUUGGAUACAAGUCAAAAACCAAAUUUUGAAAAUUUUGUCACUUUUUCUAAAAAGUAACAGUUUUUACAGCGAAGUAUUGAUUGCUUAUGGUGAAGAAAGUGCAGUAGAACUCUUAGAGAAGAUGAAAUCCCUUGCAUUAUGUUCAUUUUCCAUUGAAACUGCAAAGAAUUGUUUAGAAUUAUUAUCUUCAGGAAUUUCAUUGUUUAUCUUCGGAGAUUUGUUCAUUGAUGAUAGUAUUAUCAUAAACCUCUGUGUUCUGAUCAAUAAUGAAGAGUUAAGACCGAAAAUUUUGAAAUAUUUAUCUUAUUCAGCAAAAAAAGUUCCAAAUUUUAUGGUCAAUGACUUAAUAAUGGAUUUAGAUUGCAGUAAAUUCGAUGAUGAUAUGUUAGUCUAUUCAUAUAAUUUGAUUUCGAACGUAAUCAAAGAAAUUCAAGAUGAAAAAGUUCUUUCUGUCAUUUUUAAUUCGAUUUUCUUUAAUUCUUUGAUUAAUUUCAUCGGAAAUUGCAGUUUAAAAGUGCAAAUCAAGCUCUGUAAUGUUGUUUCGUUGAUAAUUAUUCACAAAAUCGAUUAUUUCGAUGAAACAAAAUUUACUGAAAUUUGUCAAUUUCUUUGUGAAAAUCUUGAUUCAUCUGAUAACCAAUUUACUGUUAUUUCUGCCGUUUCUAUCAUUUUCCCCAAAGUUGAGAAAGAUGAAGCCAUGAUUUCCGCAAUUGAAGAUUUAGCUGAUGAUAUUGAUAACGAAUGCAGUGACUUGGCAUUCGAACUAUUAUCAUCUCUUGAAGAAUAA
This is a messenger RNA of Trichomonas vaginalis G3, 1254 nucleotides long. Its product is annotated as armadillo (ARM) repeat-containing protein family. Lineage: Eukaryota; Parabasalia; Trichomonadida; Trichomonadidae. Bases 1 to 1254 code for a protein of 417 amino acids. The record is from RefSeq and is a predicted model, not a curated record. The transcript has a single exon.